Messenger RNA from Oncorhynchus tshawytscha (Chinook salmon), 792 nucleotides. Its product is annotated as GTPase IMAP family member 8-like. Gene Ontology annotation, molecular function: GTP binding. The transcript has 2 exons. The record is from RefSeq and is a predicted model, not a curated record. Bases 1 to 792 code for a protein of 263 amino acids. Lineage: Eukaryota; Metazoa; Chordata; Actinopteri; Salmoniformes; Salmonidae.
AUGGUGCGUGUGGACCGGUCCUUCACAGGGACCAACAGGAGAGCUGUGCAGGAGCACCUAGAGCUCAUCACAGACGCAGUCUGGGCUCACAUCAUCGUCCUGUUCAACUUUGGGGACUGGCUGGGAGACACAACCAUCGAGCAGCACAUUGAGAGUGAGGGGGAGGCCCUCCAGUGGCUUGUGGAGAAGUGUGGCAACAGGUAUCAUGUCCUCAACAAUAGAAGCAACUCAGGAUUUCAGGUUACGGAACUGAUGAGAAAGAUUGAGGAACUGAUGUCAUUCAACAGCAGUAGUUACUGUAAGAUUGAGGGUGGGAUUCUGCAGGAGAAGAGGAGGGAAGAACAGAAAAGAGCAGGGGAGAGACUGACGAGGAGGCAGAAACAAAGAGAGACUGCCAGAUCUCUAUUAGGGGAGCUCUACUGUCCCUCAGAGCUGAGAAUAAUGCUGCUGAGUGGCCGCAACACAGGCAGGAGCUCUGCUGGAAACACCAUCCUGGGCAGAGAGCACUUUAAAGUAGGGUGCCAUGCUACUGACUGUGUGGAAGGACAAGGAAAGGUCAGGGGUGAGACUGUGACAGUUUUAGACCCACCAGGCUGGCUGUCAGUGGGUCCUGGCUCCCUGAUGUCUCCCUCAGCCUCUGGGGUAACUGUGGUCCUGGUGGUUGUGAAUGUGAGCUCCUCCUUCAGCCACACUGUCUGGAGAACAGCAGAAAAACACCUGGAGGCACUCGGAGAGAAAGUAUGGAAUAUAACCAUGGUCCUAUUCCCUUUGGGGACUGGCUGGGGGACAUGA